Penicilliopsis zonata CBS 506.65 is the source of this 1785-nucleotide messenger RNA. RefSeq lists its product as hypothetical. The transcript is spliced from 4 exons. The record is from RefSeq and is a predicted model, not a curated record. Gene Ontology annotation, molecular function: glycerol kinase activity. Bases 1 to 1785 code for a protein of 594 amino acids. Gene Ontology annotation, cellular component: mitochondrion. Lineage: Eukaryota; Fungi; Ascomycota; Eurotiomycetes; Eurotiales; Aspergillaceae. Gene Ontology annotation, biological process: glycerol-3-phosphate biosynthetic process; glycerol metabolic process; triglyceride metabolic process.
AUGCAGCCGACAGACAUCUUUGUCGGGUCCAUCGACCAGGGGACGACUAGUACGCGGUUCUUAGUCUUCAAUCGCGAUGGUGAGCCCGUUGCGUCGCACCAAGUCGAGUUUACGCAGAUAUACCCGAAUCCGGGCUGGCACGAGCAUGACCCGGACGAGAUUGUCUCCUCUGUGGAAACGUGCAUCGAGGAGGCCACCCGGGAGUUUGAGGCCAAGGGGUAUUCCCGACACAGCAUCAAGGGUAUCGGCAUCACGAAUCAACGCGAGACGACAGUGGUGUGGGACCACGAGACGGGCGAGCCCCUGUAUAAUGCCAUCGUGUGGACCGACACACGGUCGCAAGCCAUCGUUCAUGAGUUGAAGCAGCGCCGGGGAGCGACUGACCUGCAGCGACUUUGCGGGCUGCCGCUGUCGACUUAUCCGUCAUCGACUAAGCUGCUAUGGCUGUUGGAAAACGUUUCGCGCGUUCGCGAUGCCUACCAGCGCGGCACGCUGGCUUUUGGCACCGUCGACACCUGGCUGGUGUUUCGAUUGAAUGGCGGCGUGGCGGCUAACGUCUUCGUCUCGGACCCGACCAACGCGUCGCGCACCAUGUUCAUGAACCUCGAGACUCUCCAGUACGACACCAAGCUGCUGGAUUUCUUCGGCAUCCGGGGUAAGAUCCAUCUGCCCAAGAUUGUCCCUUCGUCUCAUACGACUGCGUACGGGCGCCUCGCGGCCGGCGCCCUCGCAGGCGUGCCCAUCAUGGGCUGUCUGGGUGACCAGUCAUCGGCGCUUGUCGGCCAAAAGGGUUUCUCGCCAGGCCUAGCCAAGAACACGUACGGCACGGGCUGUUUCCUGCUCUACAACGUGGGCGAUCGGCCAGUCAUCUCGACACACGGCCUACUAGCGACGGUGGCGUAUCACUUUGACGGUAAGCCCGUGUAUGCCCUCGAAGGCAGCAUCGCCGUCGCAGGCUCCGGGAUCAAGUUCCUGCAGAACAACUUGGAUUUCUUCGGCGAGUCCCGGGAGGUCAAUGAUCUGGCGCUGACAGUCGACGACAACGGAGGAUGCGUCUUUGUCACCGCGUUUAGUGGCUUGUUUGCGCCAUACUGGAUCGACGAUGCUAAGGGAACAAUCUUUGGGAUCACACAGUACACGCAAAAAGGCCAUAUCGCCCGAGCCACCCUUGAGGCCACUUGUUUCCAGACCAAGGCAAUUUUAGAUGCCAUGGAAAAGGACAGUGGUCAUGCGUUGUCCGAGUUGGCUGUCGACGGAGGCAUGAGCAAUUCAGACCUUGCAAUGCAGACCCAAGCAGAUGUAAUUUCCAUCCCCGUAUACCGCCCGAAGAUGCGCGAGACGACAGCACUGGGUGCUGCCAUUGCAGCGGGGCUGGCAGUAGGCCUUUGGCGCAACUUUGCGGAGCUGCGCGACAUAAACCGGGCGGGGGGCGCAGUUUUUGAGCCCAAGAUAGGUCGGCAGGAGAGCAGCGGCAUGUUUGCGCGGUGGGAAAAGGCCGUCGGCAUGUGCAGGGGGUGGAUGGGCGACAGCGUCCGAGCUGAGAGCCAGAGUCAAAGUGUGAUUCCUGUGAUUCCUAGUCCUCCUGAACCGGUGGUCAAGGAGCCCGUCGUCUUAGAAAAGGAGAAGGCGAGAGACACUCGCAUGAACGGGAUUCUCCCCAUCCCGGUCUCCAAACUCAACGUGGCUAGCGACCUCGACGAUGCAGACGAGGAGGAUCUAUUGCUGGAGCUGCGCAAGCUGGAGAUCCUACAGCGACUGAAACGGAUGCGAAAUAUGUAUGGAUAG